Messenger RNA from Oncorhynchus mykiss (rainbow trout), 2025 nucleotides. Its product is annotated as target of EGR1 protein 1. The record is from RefSeq and is a predicted model, not a curated record. Gene Ontology annotation, cellular component: Cajal body. Gene Ontology annotation, biological process: snRNA 3'-end processing. Gene Ontology annotation, molecular function: snRNA binding; metal ion binding; 3'-5'-RNA exonuclease activity. Lineage: Eukaryota; Metazoa; Chordata; Actinopteri; Salmoniformes; Salmonidae.
GUGUUGCUGGUGUACAAUCUGUAAGGACCCAUUCAGACCACGUUGGUUGGAUGUUUACAGCUGCGCUUAAUUCUUGCCAAGAAUUUGGGUCUUCCUCCCUGAAAACGAUUGUUGAGAAACGAAUCAAUGCAAUCCGACAAACGAAGAAUAACGCAUAGUAGUGAACAGGAAGCUUUCACUGGACAACCGAAAACCUUUUGCAAUGAGCUCCCUGAUCAUUCAAUAAGUCUAAUCACUCCCCAUGUUCAGUUAGCUAACUAGCUUACACUGAGUUGAACAUUUUGGUUGUGUUCCAUAUAUUAACUAGUUAGCUAUGACAUCCUCCAUGAUAGUCCCUGUUAUUGAUGUGCAAAAUGAUAAUUUCAAAGAACUGUGGCCUGCUAUGGUCCUUGCAAUCAAGACAGCCUCCUUCAUUGCACUGGAUACAGAAUUGAGUGGGCUUGGAAGCAGAAAAGCUCUGCUGGCAGAAUGCAUAGAGGACCGUUACAAAGCCAUAUGUAAUGCAGCUCGCACACGCUCCAUUCUCUCCCUUGGGUUUGCUUGCUUUAAGAAACUUGAAAACAAGGAUGAUGAUACGUACCUUGUUCAGGUGUACAACCUGACAUUGCUCUGCAGUGAGGAGUAUGUAAUUGAACCACAAUCUGUGCAGUUCCUGGUGCAACAUGGAUUUGACUUCAACAAACAAUAUGCUGAGGGUGUCCCUUAUCUCAAGGGCAAUGACAAGGGAGGGGAUUCCCAUGGAAUAAACAUGCGGAUGCUGUUUGUGGAACUCCUGCGUGCUCGCAAGCCAUUGGUUCUACACAAUGGUUUGAUCGACAUGGUGUUCCUGUAUCAGUGCUUCUAUGCCCACCUGCCAGAUAAACUUGGCACUUUCACUGCUGACCUGUCCCAGAUGUUCCCAGCUGGGAUAUAUGACACCAAGUACGCCACAGAGUAUGAGCUGCGCUUUGCUGCCUCUUACCUGGAGUAUGCCUACAAGAAAUGUAAAUUGGACAACAGCAAGUCUCUUGAGGUUGGUGGUAAUGGGCACCAUCUGUUCCUGGAGUUCUGCAAAUACUCAGGCCACCUGUCCAGCUAUGUGGACUUCAGGCCCUGCCUGGCCGGGUCUAGCCUGGAGGGACCGCUGAAUGUCUGCCAGCGUUUCUCUGCUUACGGUUGGUGCCCCAAUGGGUCACAGUGUCCCUUGUCACAUGACACUGACCUCAUCAUCCAGCACGAUGAAAAAAACAAGGUGGAAAAGAAAAAGAAACGGAAGAGGAAAAGAAAAAACUCUUCUCAGGGAAACGUGGACUUUGAAGGUGCCUCCGAGAAUAAGCAGGCCCAUAUGGAGCUGGAGGAUGGAGAGCAGGGCCCGGACCAGGUGAUCCCUGACACAGACAGCAAACCUCCCCCUGCUACAGAGCAGGUAGAUGGGACUCCGGUACAGGGGUCAGAGAGCGGUGAGAAAAUGAUAACCGAGAAGGUAGAGGAAGGCAACGGAGUCGCAGAGCCACAGGCUGUGUCUGCAGAUGAAGAAAUUAAGACUGACAAAGAAAAGGUGGAAGGCAAUGAUGUGUCAGAGCCACAGCCUCUGGCCACAUCUGAUGCAGCGAAGAAAGAAAAGUCCAAGAGGAAGAAGCUGGAAGGAGGUUCCCACCGGGCAGGGUUCGAUGCAUUCAUGACCGGCUACAUCUUCUCCUACGCCGCCACUCUGACAGAGAGAGUAGGUGAGCCACCGUGUUCAGAGUCCUGGCUCCCUGAGUGCCUGAACAAAGUUUACCUCAGUGGCAAAUGUGUCCCGAUGCAUAUUGUCAAGAGCACCUUCUCCAAGUCCUCCAAGGCUCACAUGCACAAGAUGGACAUUGUGUGGGGAAAAAGCUUUUCUAGCAGUGCAGAGGGAACUAUAUAAACAUUCAAUGGAACCAAAUGUAUUCCUCGUUUAUAAUAAAGCCUUUUUAGUUAGACAUGCUUUGUUGCACAUCUUAAAUCUUUGUUGAUACAGUAUUAUGUUUCAAUAAAAAGGCUUUUCCUUGGUUAUAUGACAAA